Coprinopsis cinerea okayama7#130 is the source of this 2766-nucleotide messenger RNA. RefSeq names its product tetratricopeptide repeat domain 27. The coding region runs from base 1 to 2766 and encodes 921 amino acids. The record is from RefSeq and is a predicted model, not a curated record. The transcript is spliced from 2 exons. Gene Ontology annotation, molecular function: protein binding. Lineage: Eukaryota; Fungi; Basidiomycota; Agaricomycetes; Agaricales; Psathyrellaceae.
AUGGCUACCUCUAGCUCUUUCACAGUCGAAAAGUCCCUUCUGGAGGGUAAAUGGACCGCAGAAUCUCCAGAAUCAUCUUCCAAAGCGGUCGAAGCAGCCAAACAGGUCGUUGAUGGCGACUUUCGAUCAGUCCUGACCAGCCCCUUCGCACGCAAAUUAUUUCGCGCUUCAUCUGACGACCUGACCAAAGGGUUCACGGAGAUAAUCGACUUUUCCGUUUCUCUCGAGGAUGAUCCGGUCGACAAUGAGACCCUGCGGCUCUGCCUGGCCGUCGCCUGCCUCCACGCCUACGUCCAAGCCAACUGGACUGGCCCAAAACUAAACGUAGAACCCCUCGACGUUCUGGCCUUCUCCUCACCGAAUUCCAUCACAGAACAGGACGUCAACAGUCGCGCGAUCGUGGAAUUGGCUUUCGGCGGAGAACCAGCCUACCAUCUCGCGGAGGUCCCUGUCUUCCUUCGGCUCGCACAGCUCAUCUUGGCUACUCCAUUCACACACCUCAAGUCCGCUUCCUGGUGGAGAUUACGAACGACCAUCGUCCAUCAACGGACCCUCGACGAGCCGGUAGCCCAUUCCAUCGAUUUCCAACAUGAUUUGGACACCCUGUCGUCACUCAUCGCUAACGACCGUUCGUUAUCGGCACGAUUGACGUUGGAGACGGGUCUUCUCCAUCAUACCUUCCAGCAGGACAAGGUGGCGGCCGAGCAAUUCGUCGCCUCCGCGAGGAUCACCGGCAUGGAGUACGAGCUCACGGGAGCCCUCGGAAAGCGGACCAAGUUCCAAGUGAACGACCUAAGCCAGCUCGUCCUGCUCGCCGAGAGCAAACUCGAGGACGAUUCUCAGGAUCAGACCUCCCCUUCCAAAAACGAAACAAAGCCAUCCGACACCGAGGGAAGCGAUGAUGAUCCCGCUCCGGCGGAAACCAAGAUGCCAGAAACGCUGGCGCUCAACGACGACACCCUCCUCGAACAGACGGAAUUCACAUCAUCACGCCCAAACGACAAGCUGAACUCGCGCCUCGGCCACAUCGACCCGUCCGCCCAGCCCGCGCUGCACCCACUGGACCAAUGCAUCCUCCUCUCCCUGUGCCUCAACGUCCGCAACACCUCACCCGCCCACGGACUCACUAACGAACAAAUGGCCCCAUACGUCGCACGCGUCAUCUCCCACCCGCGAAACUGGUCCGUCCACACCAUGGCCCUGUUAUUACGUUCCCGGCUCGAAUCAACCCGCACCCGAACGGUCGAACGAUCGACCUUCCAACUGCAGGCGCUGAUUGACCAGAUGCCCACCUCCGAUUCCACCCUCCCCGAACGCCUCCUGUAUUUCCACUCAAUACCCUUGCCAAGCAAAUGGGAGAUGGAGAGGGAACUCGCACUCCGCUAUAUGAGCCUCGGAGUCGUCAAAUCCGCCCUGGAGAUAUUCGAGAGAUUGGAGAUGUGGGAGGACGCGAUCAAGUGCUGGGCUGUUCUCGAGCGGCCAGAGAAGGGCAUCGCGAUCCUGCGGGAUCUUCUCGAAGGGAAGAAGGAAGAAGUCGACGUCGUCCUGUCACGCGGCAAAGCUACUUCUGAGCACCGCAAGUCGCUGCAGGACGCUACCCGCGAAGCCAAGUUGUGGUGUAUCCUUGGAGAUCUCGAGCCGGAUAAUGCGCCCGAGCAUUACCAGCAUGCUUGGGAGGUCUCGCGAGAGUCGUCGGGGAGGGCGAUGCGGUCCCUCGGAGGGUAUUGGUUCGCGCGUGGAAAGUACACCGAGGCGAUCGAGUGCUUGAAACGCGCUGUCGCUAUCAAUCCUUUGCAGCAGAAGCCGUGGUUCCUCCUAGGCUGCGCCGCCAUGCGUCUCGAAGACUGGGCACUGGGCCGGGACGCGUUCAUUCGCUGCGUUACCAUUGAUGAAGAAGAUGGGGAGAGUUGGAGCAACUUGGCGAGCAUGUAUCUCCGAUUAAGUCAGUCCCCCACGGCCUCGAUAGAGAACAAGGACGAGGAAGAAGACGAGGAGACCACGAACGGCGUCGAAGGCUCGGAUACCAAAGGGGAUGACACGACCAAAGCGGCAUCAGUUCCCUUCUCCAACAAGAUGCUCGCCUUCCAGGCGUUGAAACAAGGCCUCCGAUUCAGCUACAACAACUGGCGCGUAUGGUACAACUACAUGAUCGUCGCCGUCGACGUGGGCGAGAUGCAAGAAGCCGCCCGGGCACUCGGCCGCGUCGUCGAGAUGGUCGCCGACAAAGAGGGCGCCGACUCGGUAGACGACGACGUCCUCGACCGGCUCGUCGACGCCGUCACACGCGCCCCCGCUAACCCGGACGAUGCGCAAAAGGAGGGCGGCGGCGGCGGCGCGCAGAGCGACGUUGCGAACCCCAACGAAGGACACGGCCUCUACCGAUCGGUGAAGAACCUCUUCGAUCGGACGCUCCUCCCGCGCGUCGCCUCGCCGCGCAUCUUCCGCGCUUACGCCCGGCUGUGGACAUGGCAGUCCAAGUGGGAGGAGGCGCUCAAGGCGUACCUCGAUGCCUACCGCUGCGGCAACGCGGGUACGAUGGAGAAGGGCGAGACGGAUAUCAAGAAAUGGCGGGAGGCGACGACCGAGGUGGAGGAUAUCGUCGAUGUGUUGCGCAACUUUGGUCCACGGGUCGAAGGCUACAAGUGGCGUCUGCAAGCGCGGAGCAUCGUCCGGACGUUUACUGCGCGAACCAAGGAUUUCGAAGACGAGCCCGAGUGGGGUAGGUUGAAAGAGUUGCAGGAGGAAUUGAAGAAGGAGGAAGAGUAG